AUCAGUCAUAGCAAAAAUCAUUGGCAACAAUGUGCAGAAGUCCAACAGAUUUGAUCCUGUCGUCAAGAUGUGGGUAUUUGAAGAGAUCAUCAAUGGAAGAAAACUCUCAGAAAUAAUCAACAGUGAACAUGAGAAUGUGAAAUACCUUCCUGGUUACAAGAUACCUAAAAAUGUGGUGGCCGUCCCCGACGUGGCUGAGGCAGCGAGCGGCGCCGACGUCCUCGUGUUCGUCCUACCCCACCAGUUCAUCGGGCGCAUCUGYGAGCAGAUCGCGGGGCGGAUCAAGGCCGGAGCGUUCGGGAUUUCGCUGAUCAAAGGCAUUGACGAGGGCCCCGAAGGCCUGAAGCUCAUAUCAGACAUCAUUCGAGAGAAACUGAACAUCGAAAUCAGCGUCCUCAUGGGAGCCAACAUCGCCAAAGAGGUGGCCGAGGAGAAGUUCUGUGAAACCACCAUCGGGUGCAAAAGUGAAAAACAAGGACARAUCUUCAAAGAAUUAUUGCAGACCCCCAACUUCAGGAUUACUGUGGUGGACGACUGUGAUACAGUGGAGAUCUGUGGAGCCUUAAAAAACAUCGUGGCAGUAGGAGCGGGGUUCUGCGACGGCCUGGAUUUUGGUGACAACACCAAGGCAGCCGUUAUCCGCUUGGGCCUCAUGGAGAUGGUGGCCUUCGCCAAGAUGUUCUGCAGGGGACCCGUGUCCAUAGCCACCUUCCUGGAAAGCUGCGGUGUGGCCGACCUCAUCACCACCUGCUACGGGGGGCGCAACAGGAAAGUGGCCGAAGCCUUUGCUCGCACCGGGAAAUCCAUAGAGGAACUGGAAAAUGAGAUGCUGAAUGGGCAAAAACUGCAAGGGCCUCAGACUUCCGUGGAAGUCUACAAAAUCCUGAAACAGAAAAACAUGCUUGAUAAGUUUCCAUUAUUCACAAGCGUCUACCAGAUCUGCUAUGAGGGGAGAGCAAUCCAGGAUUUCAUCUCGUGCCUGCAGAACCACCCGGAGCACAUUUAGAAAUACACUCCGCUUACCUGCCUGUGUACUCGUCUGUGUACUYGUCUUUUCAGGACUCUGACUUCUGCCCACUGCACAGCAAAUGAAGUCGACAAAUGGAUUGUGCAACACUUGCUGUAAAAGCAGCACAGAAUGUAUUUCAAUAUCCUCAUUCUGGGGGUAAAAAGAAAAAAAAAAYCUGCCUUCAAUUUCAUCAUUAUACCCCAGGAAGGGGAAGUGAAUGGAUAAUUUACUGUAGUUUGAUUUUGGUUACUAAUUCAGGCAUUAGCCCAGGAUUAUUUUCUUGCUGAUUAUCAGWAACAGUUGCCCAUGCUAUUUCCCCUAACAAAGUUCAGUAUUGCUCACAAUAGGCUCAGCAUUUUGCCUACUGAUGGUAAAUCAUGGUAAAAGUGAUGGUAAAACAUCACAAGAUGUAGAAAAUGUAAAGAGCUCCUCAAAAGAGAAAAAGUGGUAUGAGUUGCCUCAUAUUUUUUGAGUUGCCUCAAAAAUUUUUGCCUCCCAAACACAGUUAUUGGGACAUUUUGUAAUUAGUGACAUUUAAGCCUCCCUUGCUUUUGUUGCCCUUAUAUAAGCAUCUUCAUGGGGGAAAGGAGGGGAGGAAAUAUUGUUAUUGUGCUCAGACAUGCAUGAAUGUUCCUUAGAUGGAAAAAUCUGAUUUUUAUUUUGUAUAUAGAAUAUAUUCCUUUCAAGUACAGUUUUGUUUUUUUUUUCUAACUAAUCAAAUACAUCCAUCUUGGUAUAUGGAUUUCUUAACCGUGGUACCUGGCUUUCUUAACCAGUAGUAUUUGUUAAGGAGUGCUAGCUGAGGGGAGAACAGUGAAGGAGCGAUAGGACUUACACACAAUCUGCUCGCGUCCUGUUCAACGGUUCCUUUGAGGACUUCAGAAGUGACCCCUCCGAUACUUGACUUUUUCUAAAUGCACAAAAGAGACCGCUAGACACGCACAGAAUUCCUAUAAAGUCAUGUCUGAAAGCGAGCUGCUUUUAGACUCCUCCAGAAAACCACUGGACAGAAACCAUGCAACUCCGCGCAUCUUUCCCGGGACUGCAAGGGACUCGUGCCCUGAUUCUGCUGUACAUUAAGCAAAGCAUCACACUCCACCCUCCUGAAGCGAGAUGCCUCUACCUGCUUCUGAAUUUUAGACACUAACUGGUACAUGCACCAGUUUUUAAUUUUGCUACUGACAGCAUUAAUUUUAGAAAUUUGACUUUUUAAACSUGCUAGCUGUACUUGGGUACCUUUACAUACCUGAAUGUUUUUCAGAGUUGAAAGCCAUCUAGGAAAUGAACAGUGGCAUGUUU
This is a messenger RNA of Nothoprocta perdicaria, 2308 nucleotides long. Its product is annotated as glycerol-3-phosphate dehydrogenase 1-like protein. Gene Ontology annotation, molecular function: NAD binding; glycerol-3-phosphate dehydrogenase [NAD(P)+] activity; protein homodimerization activity. The transcript has 7 exons. The record is from RefSeq and is a predicted model, not a curated record. Gene Ontology annotation, cellular component: glycerol-3-phosphate dehydrogenase (FAD) complex; cytosol. NCBI's taxonomy places the organism in Eukaryota, Metazoa, Chordata, Aves, Tinamiformes, Tinamidae. Gene Ontology annotation, biological process: glycerol-3-phosphate catabolic process; carbohydrate metabolic process. Bases 68 to 1006 code for a protein of 312 amino acids.